CAGGAAAUGAAUCUGACAGGGCAGGCAGGGGGAGGAAUCAGUGUAGGGAAUCUAGAAGAAAGUGAGUUUAAAGACUUUGCUUUUCCUCACUUGCCUGGGUUUAAGCCACAGCUACUCUACUCAGGGUACGGAAGAAGCUGGGUUAGAUAUUUGCAGGUCCAUGCAGGAGGACUGCAGCGUGCAAAUCUAGCAGCUGGAGCGUGUUGUGGUAGCUGCUUUCCUGUGCUAAGCUGAUUUACUUGUUUAAGGUCUGACCUCAUCAUCCUGUCUGUAUGGGUUCCCACCUACACAGUUAGCUGCAGCUUUUUGCUUCAGUUAGAAGGCUAGAAGUAUUCACAGUGUACCACAGGCAGGGGAGGGGGGAGAGAAAGUAAGAAAGGCUGCUCUCAGCACUUGUGCUUUUGUUAGUUCUACAGAAGAGGCAGAGAAACAGAUAACAAAGGCUCCGUUUCCUUUCUGUGAGAGAAGGCUUUUGCCUUUCCCCCUGCAACAAUGUCAGUGUCUGGCAAGAAAGAGUUUGAUGUGAAACAGAUCCUAAGGCUACGCUGGAGGUGGUUUAGUCAUCCUUCUCAAGGUUCACCCAACACUGGAAGCUGCCUUCAGCAGGAAGGAUAUGAGCAUAGAGGGACCCCGGUUCAGGGCAGGUUGAAGAGCCACUCUCGGGACAGAAGCGGACUGAAGAAAAGCAACAGUCCUGGCCACCACAACAUACUGGCACCAGUGCCAGGACCAGCCCCUGCCCAUCAAAGAGCUCUUCAGAACUGGCAGCAGCAAAACCUGGUAGAACACCUUCGAGCAAAUGAAGAUACUCCUAAAACAGUUACAGAGGAAAAUUUAUUCAAAGAAGCUUGUGAGAAACGCUCACAGGAUUUGGAGAUGAUCACUGACAACAAUAUAGAAGAUUCUACAGCGAGAUUAGAUACAUGCCAUCCUGAAGAAAUGAAUGUUGGCAGAUCUGAGGAGUAUUUUCAUGCUGUAAACCAUGCAGAGAAAACUCUCCAUAAAAUGGGGAAUUACUUGAAAGAGAAACAACUGUGCGAUGUGCUACUUAUUGCUGGAGACCUUCGAAUACCAGCCCACCGGUUGGUUCUCAGUGCAGUGUCUGAUUAUUUUGCUGCAAUGUUUACUAACGAUGUGCUUGAAGCCAAACAAGAAGAGGUCAAGAUGGAGGGAGUGGAUCCAAAUGCACUUAAUUCGUUGGUGCAGUAUGCUUACACAGGUGUCCUGCAAUUGAAAGAAGAAACUAUUGAAAGUUUGCUGGCUGCAGCUUGUCUACUGCAGCUGACUCAAGUCAUUGAAGUCUGUAGCAAUUUUCUCAUAAAGCAGCUCCAUCCUUCAAACUGCUUAGGGAUUCGAUCCUUUGGAGAUGCCCAGGGCUGCAUGGAGCUCCUGAAGGUGGCACAUAAAUACACAAUGGAACACUUCAUCGAGGUAAUAAAGAACCAAGAAUUCCUUCUGCUUCCAGCUAAUGAAAUUUCAAAGCUUCUGUGCAGUGAUGACAUUAAUGUACCCAAUGAAGAAACCAUUUUCGAUGCUCUAAUGCAGUGGGUGGGACAUGAUGUGCAGGCUAGGCAAAAAGACCUGGCGAUGCUGCUUUCUUACAUCAGGCUGCCAUUACUUUCACCACAGUUACUGGCCGAUCUUGAAAACAGCUCCAUGUUUGCUGGUGAUCUUGAAUGUCAAAAGCUUCUGAUGGAAGCUAUGAAGUAUCAUCUCUUACCUGAAAGAAGACCUAUGAUGCAAAGCCCUCGGACCAAACCUAGAAAAUCAACUGUGGGGGCGCUCUAUGCUGUGGGAGGAAUGGAUGCUAUGAAAGGUACCACUACAAUUGAAAAAUAUGACCUCAGGACCAACAGCUGGCUACAUAUUGGCACCAUGAAUGGCCGUAGACUUCAGUUUGGUGUUGCAGUUAUUGAUAAUAAGCUCUAUGUUGUGGGAGGAAGAGAUGGUUUAAAAACGUUGAAUUCUGUAGAAUGUUUUAAUCCAGUUGGCAAAGUCUGGUCAGUAAUGCCACCCAUGUCAACACAUAGACACGGCUUAGGAGUAGCCACACUUGAAGGACCAAUGUAUGCUGUUGGUGGUCACGAUGGAUGGAGUUAUCUAAAUACUGUAGAAAGAUGGGAUCCUGAGGGACGUCAGUGGAAUUAUGUGGCCAGUAUGUCAACUCCUAGGAGCACAGUUGGUGUAGCUGCAUUAAAUAACAAGUUAUAUGCUAUUGGUGGACGUGAUGGAAGCUCCUGCCUCAAAUCAAUGGAGUGCUUUGAUCCUCACACUAAUAAAUGGAGUCUGUGUGCCCCAAUGUCCAAAAGGCGUGGAGGCGUGGGGGUUGCAGCGUACAAUGGAUUUUUAUAUGUUGUAGGGGGUCAUGAUGUCCCUGCUUCUAAUCAUUGCUCCAGGCUUUCUGACUGUGUGGAACGGUAUGAUCCAAAAGCUGAUUCAUGGUCCACAGUGGCGCCUCUGAGCAUUCCUCGAGAUGCUAUUGCUGUCUGCUCCCUUGGAGACAGACUGUAUGCAGUUGGAGGAUAUAAUGGACGUACUUAUUUGAACAAUGUUGAGUCAUAUGAUGCACAGAAAAAUGAGUGGAAAGAGGAAGUUCCUGUUAACAUUGGAAGAGCUGGUGCAUGUGUUGUUGCGAUGAAACUGCCAUAAAUCUAUUUUUUACCAAGUAACACUGGAUAAUUUCAAGAAAUGGAGUAGGAGAAAGGAGGGAGAAGAAACAUGUUAUUUUUUGCAGUUCAUAAUCAAACACAAAAAUCUUUUUGUUGUUUUAAUAUGUAGUUGUAAUUUCUCUCGUUUGUGAAGCCAAAACAAGUUUCCAAACACGAAUUACAUGUAAGUGUCAAAUGUAUGUGUUGUCAUAGCUGAUAAUAUAUAGAGCAAUCCAGUAGUCUAGGUUUAGCCUUAUUACCUUAAAAUGUCAAAAUGUUUGGUGAAAAUUGAUAUUCGCAAAGUGUGAAGGGUUAUAAAGCAUUAGCAGUUUUCAAGUUAAGAAUCUGAGAAGUUAAAAACGUGUUUUUAUUUCCAAUAAAAAGUACUUUGUUCUCUGAAUAUAACUUAUAAUAACUUACUGUAAAAGAAAACAUCUAAAGCCUAAUUUAUAGUCUAAUUUUCAAUAAGGCAUCAUUCUCUUAAUUCAAACAACAUCCUAGAUAGCUAAAUAGUACCUCACAUUUUCCAAAAGGAAAGUUUUUACUGCAUCAAAGCUGAAAAGCUGCUUCACUGGCAUUAUUUGUUAUGCUGAUCACAAAAAGAAAGAAAAUCCAUUGCCGUCAAGUUGAUUCCGACUCACAGGUGACCCUAGAGGACAGAUUAGAAUUGCCCCAUAGUUUCCAAGGAGCACCUGGUGGAUUCAAACUGCCAGCCUUUUGGUUAGCAGCCAUAGCUCUUAACCACUAUGGCACCAGGGUUUCCAUGCUGACUACAGUAUGUCAAAUUUUCACAGACUUCCUCUUUCACAGUAACCAUCUUCCAAAACAUAUGUAUAAAUUUGGUAUUCCUUAACAUGUUGUCUUGUUAGGUUUUUCACCAGUAAAAUAUUAUUGCAAUAUAAUAUGCACAGCUAUACCAUAAAAUAUUGAAUGCCAUUGAUACAAACUGUGAGCUCAGCCUUAGAGUGUCAGGGCCUCAAAUGUAUAGUAAUAUUCUUCUCAAAUAUGUGUGAACUCUGUAAUUACCUACCAUUAGUUAAGUUUACAAAUGCAAAACAAUUUUUUGAAUGUAUCCAAAUUGAAGAAUAUGUUACACGAUGUAAACACAUGGAAACACCAAAAUGUUCAUUAUACAUGGUCAAUUCUGUAGUUAUUUUUUAUGUACCAAUACGUGCUUUUCUGUCUAUGUUAUAUUUAUCCAAUACAACAUGUUAAGGACAUAGGCAUUACAAAAAUUUUUAAGUUAAAAAAAUAACGAAACACAUAGUUCGGUUGUAUUUUAGCUUUAAAGUCUUACUUCCAUUUCUUCCACUUCACAACAAAAUGUUGAAAAAAAAAAAACUCUUUAUGAAAGUAACUUUUCAAGUAAAUGUACAUUUUUCAAAUUUCUGCAAUAUGUUCUUUUAAACUUUGUAAGGUAGAAUGACAUCAACCUGUAAAAUUCAGAGAGAUGCUUAUAAAAUGCAUUGUGUUUUACAUUUAAAACUGCAGAAUAAGUUGUACAAAGAUAUUUGUAAUUUGACAAAUUGAACUCAAAUAAAAUAUAUUUCCUCUGGUUAUAAAAAAUGUGAUUUUAGAAUAUGUCAAGUGAAACCGGAAUUGACUUCUUUGUAUUAUGUUGCCCUAAUAGCAAAAAUAUUUAAAUAUGAAAGAAAAAUGUUCCCUGCUUUGCUUCUUACCCCUGCCAUUGUCCCUACUUCUAAAUAGAGGGCUAUAGAGUUCUCCAGUUCUAAAGGUGAAAAUGGAGACAUAGAGAAGGCUGUAAAACAACAUACACAGCUGUUUGGAUCUUUUAAAUUCAUACAUUAUCCAAAUAAAUGUAGAAGUAGAAUUACCUAAACCUUUUUCCCCAGACCACAGCUUGGCCUGUCAAGUUCAAAAAAGGUAUGAGCCAGUGGCCAAGGCAAAGAUCAAAAGACUGUCACAGCCCAGCUUGUGAAUGCUCCCAUCACAGCUAGAAGGCACCAACGGGGAAACUGUUGAGUCAUGCGUUGUCCACCUGU
Molecule: messenger RNA, 4651 nt
Organism: Loxodonta africana (African savanna elephant)
Lineage: Eukaryota; Metazoa; Chordata; Mammalia; Proboscidea; Elephantidae
Gene: KLHL4
Product: kelch like family member 4
Exons: 11
Coding region: 493-2649 (718 amino acids)
Molecular function (GO): protein binding
Source: RefSeq, a predicted model, not a curated record